AUUACGUUGAAGGGGGAAAAAUGAAGUGUGGCGUAUGGAAUGCGAGAAGUGUCAGAAAUAAGAGGGAGGAAGUUAGAAGGUUGACAGAAGGUUUGGAUGUGCUAGCGAUAGUAGAAACCUGGUUGAGGCCGGAGGAGAUGUUUAGAAUACCAGGAUGGCAUGUAAUCAGGAAGGAUAGUGAGACGGAGAAUAGAAGUGGGGGUAUGUGCGUGAUGGUUAGGGAAAAUAUUAAGGUGUUAAACACAGGAGUGUACCUUAGAAAUAAUAGUAAGUGGAAAAACAUGUGUGUAGAAAUAAAAACGAUGAGAGGGAAAUUAGAAAUAGUACUGGUGUAUAGGAGACCGGGAACGGGGUUAAGUAAGGAGGAAUGUAGGAGACUUUUUAGGAAUGCGAGGGCAGGAAAUAAGAGGAUUUUUAUAGGAGAUUUUAAUGCAAAGAGUAGGAGUUGGAAUUGUGAGAGUAGCGAUGUUGCGGGGGAGGUCCUGGAAGAGGUGUUGGACGAGGAAAACAUGGUGGUGGUGAAUUUUGGAACACUGUCCAGAAUAGGAAGGCCGGACCAGGUAGCGUCCAAUAUAGAUCUCGUCAUUACCACGGCAGAGGAAGCAUUGAAUGUCAGGAUAAGAGAGACAGGGGAGACCGGGGGAUCGGAUCAUCAGGUGAUUGAAUUUGGGUGGGAAGAUGAAGCGCGAACGAUAGGA
Molecule: messenger RNA, 698 nt
Organism: Megachile rotundata (alfalfa leafcutting bee)
Lineage: Eukaryota; Metazoa; Arthropoda; Insecta; Hymenoptera; Megachilidae
Product: RNA-directed DNA polymerase from mobile element jockey-like
Source: RefSeq, a predicted model, not a curated record